Molecule: messenger RNA, 2479 nt
Organism: Saccostrea cuccullata (small rock oyster)
Lineage: Eukaryota; Metazoa; Mollusca; Bivalvia; Ostreida; Ostreidae
Product: tetratricopeptide repeat protein 13-like
Exons: 23
Molecular function (GO): protein binding
Source: RefSeq, a predicted model, not a curated record
UGAACUCUUUUCUGGUGGAGGUAAAAAACUCAAACGAUGACAUGGAAGGCAGACUACUACUCGUGUUUACAUGUCUUGUUUCGUGUUUAUUUGCAAAUAAUGUUUACGAUGUAGAAAAAUUUCAAGUGGAAAAUGAAGAUGGGACUACUCAGAUAUUCGAAGUUAAACGCUUAGAACCUGUAAAUGGCGAAUCAUGCGCCAUUUGCUCACAGAACACGGUGAACUCGUCUCCUCGGCUAACCCCUAUUCGCUCUAAUGUUUUCAUUGCAGUUGGGGAGGUGGCAACAGAUUGCGAGGAGAACUCAGCCAAGCUUCCUACUGGUCUAUGCUCAAAUGCUAAAGACCGAGGUCACUGCUCCAGAGAUACUCUUUCUUGUGACCAUUCCCCCGAGGAUUUAGCAGAAGACCUUGCAGCUACUGAGAUGGUCCCAAUGCAAACAAAAAAUUAUGACAUUGAUUCAAAAUUAGCUCUUGGAUUUGUGUCAAUAAAUAUCGGGAAUCUUGAUGAUGCUAUGCAGAUAUUCAACAGCAUUCUCUCAUAUCAUCCAGAUACAGUUGGAGCACAUUAUGGUCGGGGUAUUGUAUACCAGAGAAUGGGAAUUCAGGAAAUUGCAAAUGCUGCUAAAAGUAUUCGUGAAUUCACUGAAGCCAUAAUGAAAGACAAUAGCUACCAUGAAAUUUAUGAAAGAAGAGCAGAGUCCUACAUAGCUAUUCAACAUUUUGCGGAUGCUUUGAAAGAUCUUAAUAUGGCUGCCAAAUCAAGUCCUUCCAAGCGGCUAUACUUCAUUCGAGGCAUUGUUCAUCUUUUGUUGGAGAACUUUGCCGAGGCAGAGGAAGAUUUCAGGAAAAAUUUAGACCCAGAAAAUUCUUUACAUGUGGGCUCCAACUUCCAUCUUGGUUUGGCCCUGUAUUAUCAAGGAAAAGUUAGAAAUGCCAUUGAGGUGUUUAAAGAUGUUUUGAAAUUAAAGCCAGAUCAUGUAGAAGCAUCAACUAGCUUAGGCCAAGCAUUCAGAGAACUGGGAAAUUUAAAGCCAGCUUGGAAGAGAUUUAAUCAGUCCAUUCAUAUGAACCCCAAUCAUGCUCAGACUUGGCAGUUGUGGGGGAGCAUGUUAUAUACGAUUGGGGAACACAGAGCUGCCAAACUUAAUUUUGAUAAAUGCUUGAAGAUUAAUCCGUCCAAUAUAAACUGUCAGUAUAUGCAGUCCUUGACUUAUAUUGCUUUGGGAAAAUAUUACCAGGGACUCAAGUCAUCUAUGAAAGUGAUGAUAAAUAAUACUCCAGCCAUUAAAGCCACACCUGAGUUUAUCAAGGCCCACUAUCUCCGAGAAUAUGCAAGAUUUCUUCAUUCAAAACUGGAUACACCAUUAGUGGAUUUAAAUAUAGAUAAUUUUCAUCCUGAAUUCAAAGACAGGUGGACUAAACAGUUUCCUUUCCAGUUUAAGAAUACUUAUAAAGAACAACCUGGGCUUCAGCCUGAAAUUAAUGAUGUUUCCUAUGUAUCUAUUAUGGAGUAUGGUAGAGAACUUCAAGGGCUGAUCUGUAAAGCUCACAGAGUUGGUCUGUCCAUGCAGGUAGCAGCAGAUGGCUAUUUACCAAGUAGAAGACAUAAUUUUGCCAUGGGGCUGGCAUCAAUGCAUAUUGCUCAACUCUUAGAUAAAAGGUGGAGAGAAAUAAGAUUAAAUAAACAAAUAGAUAGAUCCCUGGAUUGGAGGGAGGUUUUUAGUAUAGCGGUUCAGUAUCGCAGGUUGAUUGAUCCUGAACAGCCAAUUUUCUGGUUAGACAAAAUGCCUGACCAUGCCACAGACGAUGGAUAUCACACUGAGAUUAACUUUAUCAAAGGAGAUGUGCAAAAUAUUAAAGUUAUGCAGUAUUAUGAUUUGGUGUUUAAGCUAGCUAAAACCAUGCUGGAACAUUAUGCAGGGGAUGGGGCAAUUUUUUAUCAUGAUUUAAGACAAGAUGUUGAAAGAGCAAAAACAUGUGAAGAUUUACUGAUGAUAGCUAGAAAACGGAAUAUAAAUGAAAAUGGUUUCAUGGUUUCUACACAAGUGCCAAGUUCAAGGAAUGAUGAGAGAUUAGAUGGUUCUAUGGUUGUUUUGUCACGUGAUAUGAGUAACAAGAUGACUUUUGCCAUUAGUAUUGUUAAUAACAAAGCUCGUACUCAACUCUACCAUGCUGAAAUAGAUGCAGUGUUUAAUCAGAUUCAAGAAGAAAUAAAAAGAAUAGGAAUAGGCAAAGCACUGAACACAGACUCAGUUAUGGAUAAAAUUUUGACAAUGAUGUAUUACAUUUAUAAUCUGAUGCCACUCACAAGGGGAAAUAGUGCUGUAAUAUACUCAGUGGCCAUGGGCAUCAUAAUGUCUGUUAACAAGUUUGUUUUUGGAAAGAUUCCAAGUGGAAAGCUAUUAGAGAUGGAAGCCAUUUUGUCUGGUGCUCCAGAUGCCUUUAUUUUAGUGACAAAAAAUUGGAUGAAUGUUAAAGG